Papaver somniferum (opium poppy) is the source of this 991-nucleotide messenger RNA. RefSeq names its product chaperone protein dnaJ 72-like. The record is from RefSeq and is a predicted model, not a curated record. The transcript has 3 exons. NCBI's taxonomy places the organism in Eukaryota, Viridiplantae, Streptophyta, Magnoliopsida, Ranunculales, Papaveraceae. Bases 123 to 689 code for a protein of 188 amino acids.
GAAUAACAGAAGAUGAUUUGGUUUCUCUCUUUUUUUUUUCAAAAACGGUAUUCAACUAUGAUUUAAUCCCAGAAAAGAUUAGGCUAGUAAUUUAUGGUGAUUGAAGUGGUAAUAGGUAAAAGAUGGAUCAUUAUCAAGUUUUAGGGUUGAGAAAAAAUGCAAGUAAGAAUGAAAUUAAAGAAGCUUUUAGGAAAUUAGCAUUGAAAUAUCACCCAGAUAAGCAUUCUGAAUCAUCUCAGAGAGUUAAAGAUGGAGUUACACACAAAUUCAGACAAAUUUCUGAAGCUUAUGCUGUUCUUAGCGAUGAUCGGAAACGAGCUGAAUAUAAUUUUAGAUCAACGUCAUCAAGCUAUGGUACUGGCGGUGGUAGUCGUCGUGGUGGUGCUGGUGGUUUUAGCGGUGGUACUUACGGGUAUGCUAGUGGGGGGAAUACUUACUAUGAACCACCUAAGUACACAGCCAAGGGUACCUUCAAUGGCAUCAAAUGGACUUUUAGUGGCGAUGUAAAUCCUAACCUUAUACGGAAUGUCGGUAUCAGCUUGGUCUUCGCUGGUGUGUUAUUAGGUGGAUCAGCACUUUUUAAUAUAGCUAGAGAAGCUAUCUGGAGGCUUAACAAUUCUGGGAAAUCAUUUGAAGAAACAAUGGAGUCCAUAGAAAAGAACAAAAGAGCGAAAAAGGAUAAGAGUUGAAAUAUGACGAGGACUUGGUAUUUAACUGUUUCCACCUUGUAAAUGCAUUCUUUACAUGAAUAGAGAGAACUGUUGCAUUUUUCAGUUUUCCUGUGAGAAAGAAAAGUGUUUCAACUUUCGACUGAUACUUGUGUAAAACAUCAUCAAGUGCGUAUAUCCUUUAUGUAUAGUAUGUAAUAUACAUCGCAUAGACAUCUGUUGUCCAGUAGUCUCCACAGAAAAUCUUUGAUUUCAUAGCUUGUCUGUGUGGGGGACAAUAAUCUCACAUUGAAGUAAAGCCUUGGCUAGACUGUAUUCCUCCA